Pieris rapae (cabbage white) is the source of this 5280-nucleotide messenger RNA. RefSeq lists its product as uncharacterized. The coding region runs from base 1 to 5280 and encodes 1759 amino acids. The record is from RefSeq and is a predicted model, not a curated record. NCBI's taxonomy places the organism in Eukaryota, Metazoa, Arthropoda, Insecta, Lepidoptera, Pieridae. The transcript has a single exon. Gene Ontology annotation, biological process: DNA integration. Gene Ontology annotation, molecular function: nucleic acid binding.
AUGCCUAUCACUAGAUCAAUUAGCCGCCAGGUGACAAAAGAGGAAUCAGGUCAAGCGAGUAGAGGGGCAGAUGUGAAGCCCAUACCGACGCCACCUGUGUCAGUAGUUCCUUUGACACAUACAGCUGACCGUGGAGAAUCUGCACAUAAGGAAGACUCUAAGAAAUCUAUUCGUCCUAUAGACAAGACCUUUGCUUUCUCCGGCAAACGAAGUGCAUCUAGUAAAAAAAGUUCCUUACGUGCAGAAGCCCUUAAGAAAUUGGCGCAAGCAAAACUCGCUGAAGCUCGCGCUGCAACAGCUCUCGCUGAAGCGGAAGUUGCUCAAAUUGAAGCGCAAAGUUCUCGUAAUUCAGAUAGUCUUUCCACUGGCACUGAAGGAAGGGAUGUUAAUUUGGUUGAAAAUUGGUUAGCGACCAACACAUUCACAGAGGAACCACAUUCAAAGCAUUGUGUAGAUGUAUCCGCGUUGGCAUCAGCGCUCAAGGAAGCAGCGCGAGCAAUGAGGCCCAAGAAUUUUGUGGAGUUACCGAUAUUUACCGGAGAUGUAAAUGAAUGGAUGGCUUUUAAAACAGCAUAUUUAGAAACAUCUGAACAAUUCACAAAGAUGGAGAAUGUAAUGAGAUUGAGGAGGAGUUUAAAAGGAGUGGCUAAAGAAGCAGUAAUUUCUCUGUUUAUUACAGACGUUGAUCCCGCUGAGAUUUUAACUUUACUUGAAGCGAGAUUUGGAAGAUCAGAUACUCUAGCUAUUGCAGAGAUAGAAAAAAUUAAACUCUUGCCUCGCCUUACCGACAAUCCUCAAGAUAUCUGUAUAUUCGCGAGCAAAGUCAUUAAUAUUGUUACUGUCAUAAAAGCACUAAAAAAAGAGUUCUAUCUAUAUAAUCCGGAGUCAGUCAGAAGAGUAGUCGAGAAAAUGACACCGUCAAUUAGAUACCGAUGGUACGAUUAUGCUGCAAGUCGUCCAGAAGAAGAACCAGAUUUGAUUAAGUUGUCUUCUUUUUUCUCCCGAGAAGCCGAUCUUUGUAGUCGUUAUGCGCAAGCAGAGGGCGCUAAAGCAACAUUAAAUCAAAACAAAUCAUUUCGUACUUGCGCCAUGCUUACAACGUCACAGAAGGUCAAAACACAAGGUUCCGGCUGUGUUGUAUGUAGUAGUCAACAUGGCAUAAAAGAUUGCAGUCAAUUUAUGAAGUUAAAGACCGAAGAUAGAUGGGAGAAGGCGAAGGAACUCAAUCUGUGCUUUAGAUGUUUAGCAAAGCGUCAUUUCAAACACAGAUGUUCAUACAAACCCUGUGGAUCUGAAGGUUGCAAAGCAUCUCACCAUGUUUUGCUGCAUUUUACAACACCUUCUAGUGAUACACAAAAUCAAACCACUGCAGUAGCUGUAAAUCAAGAUGUAAGAAGAGCGUUACUAAAAAUUGUACCCGUAAAAUUAAUUGGCCCAACCGCAGUCAUCGAAACCUUCGCUUUGUUGGACGAGGGUUCGUCUAUAACGCUAUUGGAAGAAGAAUUCGCACAUGCUAUUGGAGCUACUGGUCCAGUGGAACCCUUUACAAUAGAAGGAGUUGCAGGAGCACGUUUAGAAGCUGUUAAUUCAAAAAGAGUUUCAUUUCAAAUCAGUGGAAUCCACUCCAAGACAGAACACAAAUUAGAAGCGCGCACAAUAGAAAGGUUAAACCUUGCUCACCAAACUGUCGAAAAAGACAUCGUCAACAGAUGUAGACACCUAAUUGAUAUUGCUGAAGAUCUCAUUUACAAGAAAGGCACUCCUACUCUUCUUAUAGGUCAGGAUAACUGGAAUUUGAUCGUAUCGAAGAAGAUAAGAAAUGGUGAACGAGAAGAUCCUGUGGCAUCUUUAACAGAAUUAGGUUGGGUAUUACAUGGGCCGACUAAAAUUAGCUCCAAAGCACAUGUAUUCCAUUUGGUAGAAGAAGAUAGAAAAGAAGAUGAAGAAGAUAUGGAUAGAAAUAUUGAAAACCUAAUGAAGCAUUUUAUGGAUUUAGAUUCUUUAGGAAUAAUUCCGAGAAAACCAACAAAUGAUCCAGAUGAGCGCGCCAUAACUUUACUGAAGAAAUAUAGCCGUCGUCUCGCUGAUGGUCGCUUUGAAACUGGCUUGUUGUGGCGUAGAGAUGAACUGGAACUGCCUGAAAACAGAAAUAAUGCAUUAAAAAGAUUAGAAAAUAUUGAAAGAAGAUUAGACAAGGAUAUUAAAUUAAAAGGUCAAUAUAAUUCGCAGAUUACUCACCUUUUGGAAUGCGGCUAUGCAGAAAUGGCACCCUCUACCUCACACCCCGAACGUACCUGGUACUUACCGCAUUUCCCAGUGAUGAAUCCCUCGAAGCCAAAACCGCGUAUUGUCUUGGAUGCUGCCGCAAAAACAAAAGGAAUAUCAUUAAAUGAUAUGUUAUUGUCUGGUCCGGAUUUGUUACAAUCGUUGCUAGGAGUCCUAAUGCGAUUUCGCCAAAAACCAGUGGCAGUAGCCGGAGAUAUAUGCGAAAUGUUUCUACAAAUCAGGAUAAGACCCGAAGACAGAGAUGCUCUCCGUUUCUUAUGGAGAGAGGGCAAGCGAGAAAGUGAUCUAAAGGAAUAUAGAAUGACAAGUGUGAUUUUCGGUGCAGCAUCAUCUCCAUGUACAGCAAUUUUUAUCAAAAAUUUGAAUGCUGAAGAGUAUCGAGAUAAGUAUCCAGAAGCAGCUGAGGCUAUAAUACGAAACCAUUACAUGGAUGAUUAUUUGCAAAGUUUUAAUACAGUCGAAGAUGCUGUAAGAAUUUCCAAAGAAGUUAGUUACAUACACGAACAAGCGAAGUUUAAGCUACAGAAGUGGGCGAGCAACAAACCAGAAGUAAUAAAAGAAGUCGAUCCGCAACUAAAAUAUAAAAAUGAAGAAGUAAAGCUACAAGACAGUUCAUUGAGUAAUUUAGAGAAGACACUGGGCUUGGUAUGGAGAACUGCUGAUGACAAACUUACCUUCAAUUGGAAUAUUCAGAGAGCGGAUGUGGAGGUUGUUGAGGGAGUGCAGCAACCUACAAAACGAGAGUUUUUAAGAAUUUUGAUGUCACUUUUUGAUCCCUUGGGAUUAAUUACACCGAUUAGCUUACCUGCACGAGGAAUCCUCCAAGAAACCUGGAGACUAGGAAUACAUUGGGAUGACAUUUUGCCAGAAGAACUCUGCAAAAGAUGGGUUGAUUGGAUGAAUCAUAUAAAUGAUUUAAAAAAUUUAUACUUGCCUCGCUGCUAUGCAGGAUGUGCAAGUGCGGAGUUUUUGGAGAUGCAUGUUUUCGUCGAUGCUAGUGAAAGCGCAUAUGCUGCUGCUGUAUAUUGGCGAGCUGUAAUGGCAGAUAAAAAUAUUAAAUUGUCUCUUGUCAUGGCUAAAGGUAGAGUAGCACCUUUGAAGUUGACCUCAAUACCAAGAUUGGAGUUGCAAGCUGCGGUUUUGGGUUGUCGCCUGGCAAGAACAGUAGAGACUGAGCAUGACCUUAAAGUGAGAAAAAGAAUUUUCUGGACUGACUCUAAAACAGUACUUGCCUGGUUACGGUCGGGCCCGCGGGUUUUCAAACCAUUCGUUGCUCACCGAGUAGCUGAAAUAGAAGAAGGAACGAAAGUAAAUGAAUGGAGAUGGGUACCAACUGCUUUAAAUGUUGCUGACGACGCUACAAGACAGGUACCUCGAAGUUUCAACAGCGAGCAUCGAUGGUUUGAGGGACCAGAAUUCCUUUAUUCGUCAGAAGAAAACUGGCCCCAGGAAGAAGUGGCAGAGGUUGUUGCUACGGGAGAGGAGCGCGUGGCAGCAAUAAAUAAUAAUGUAAAGCCUUGCUUAAAAGAGUCCCUUCCAGAGGCAACAAGAUUCUCCUCUUGGAUGCGUCUCAUUAGAAGUACUGGAAGAGUUCUACAAUUUAUCGGAUUAUGUGGCCAAAGAAGACACGCGAAGACAGUAUCUCUGGAAGCACAUCACAUAAAGAAAGCCGAAACAUUAUGGUGGAAAGCGUCACAAGAAGCAAGCUUUGAAGAGGAUUUCCGGCGGCUGCGUGGCAAUCUUCCUGUCGGGAAAAACAGUCGACUUCGGACUUUAAGCGUUUCAAUAGACGAAGAAGGAAUCAUACGUUUAAAGUCACGAAUAGAAUCAGCCCCAGACCUGCCAGAGGAACAACGAUCUCCUCCGAUUUUGGACGGAAAUAGCUAUUAUGUGCGUCUGUAUAUCGCCUGGAUACAUAAAGCUAACCACCAUAGCGGUCCAGAAACGGUGGCAAAUGAAGUAAGAACGCGAUUAUGGAUUCUGCGUCUUAAACCUGCCAUCAGAAAUAUAAUAAAGAAUUGCAUUAAAUGCAGGAUCCUACGAGCUCGUCCUGCCAUCCCUGCUACUGGCGAUCAUCCUAAUACUAGGCUAGGCUAUCACCAACGUCCAUUCACAUACGUCGGGCUUGACUACUUUGGGCCCUUCAUUAUUACAGUUGGGCGCCAUCAUGAGAAAAGAUAUGUGGCUUUGUUUACUUGUCUUACAACCAGGGCAGUACAUUUGGAACUUGCUGGGUCUCUAACUGCUGAUAGCGCUGUCAUGGCUCUUCGGCGACUGAUGGCUAGGAGAGGCUGUCCAAGUGAGAUCCAUAGCGACAAUGGUACGAAUUUUAAAGGAGCAGACUCAGAGCUUAAAAGGGCUGCAUAUCAAGCAGUUAAACAAGAGGCAGAAGUUCGAACGAUAAAAUGGUGCUUUAUCCCUCCUGGAGCUCCUUUCAUGGGAGGAGCUUGGGAACGACUCGUCCAAUCGGUCAAACGAUCUUUGGCUGCCACCUUAAACGAACGUCACCCUAAAGAGGAGGUACUUUUUACCUUGCUGUUGGAAGCAGAGUACACGGUCAAUAAUCGUCCGCUGACACCAGUGUCAACAUCCCCAGAUGAUCUGGAGGCUCUCACACCACUCCAUUUUAUAUUAGGAGGGCCUGCUCGUGUCCCUCAGCCUGGAAGUUUUGUAGAGGCCGACGUAAAUUCCCGUUUGCGUUGGCGACAGUCGCAGCGCCUUGCUGACAUUUUCUGGAAUCGCUGGAUUAAAGAGUAUACUCCUAUAUUACAGAAUCGCCGAGAUCCCAGGAGCCGUGGCAACACCCCUAAGCUUGGUGACCUAGUCCUGCUGGUGGACGACGCCAUUCCUCGUAACUCUUGGCCCAAGGGACGCGUCACCGCCACGUAUCCCGGGAAGGAUGGAGUCGUCCGCGUGAUAGAAGUACGAACAAAAGCUGGACUCGUCAGACGGGCGACUAAGAAGAUCAUCGUGCUCGCGUCAGAGGGUGCAUGA